Alternaria postmessia is the source of this 567-nucleotide messenger RNA. RefSeq lists its product as uncharacterized. The transcript has 2 exons. The record is from RefSeq and is a predicted model, not a curated record. Lineage: Eukaryota; Fungi; Ascomycota; Dothideomycetes; Pleosporales; Pleosporaceae. The coding region runs from base 1 to 567 and encodes 188 amino acids.
AUGUCUACAUACUCCUUCUACCAGGCCACCGUCCCUCAACUUCGCGGCACUGCCAAGAGCGCCGUCAGCUUCCUCACAGCAGCCAAAGAUGAGCAGUCAAAGAACACCUCGCUGCCCUCUGACGCAGACGUACUGAACGCACAGAUCGGUGACAUGCUUCCCCUACGCAUGCAACCCAUUCUCGUCGCCAAGUUCUCUCUCGAAGGCAUCGACCAGCACAAGCUCAGCUCGGCUUCUUCCCCGAGCAUGGACCCUUCUUCCUUCUCGUCCAUUGACGAUCUCAUCAACUUCUUCAAGCAGCUCAUUGCUGUCUAUGAUGCUGUUGAUGAGAAGGCUUUCAACGAGAGUGCCGACAAGGGCCUCGAAGUCAGUGUUGCUGGCAAGUCACUGAAGAUGACUAGCACGGCUGAUUUCUACAACAGCUUUGCUGUACCGAACGGUUACUUCCACCUGAACGCCAUGUACAUGCUGUUGAGAAGCAAGGGUUUCACUCUUGGCAAGGGAACCUACGUCAAACCUUUCUUCAGCGAGCAGGCUGCUAAGGACUGGGCGCCACUCAUGGGUUAG